AACUCAGUCUUAAUUGAAUGCUCGCAGUGAGACGACGACGUGUUCCGCACAGAAAACCCCAUUCAUUCCACACAUCCACGUAUAGAAAUCAUGAAGUAUCUGACUUUGCUGGUCGUUUUGGGCCUUUUGAUAGCCCUCUUUGCCGGAUCUUCGGAGGGCAGCUAUUGUCCUUGCGAUCUGAAGACCAAGGGCACUGAAGUCUGCGGCUCGAAUGGUGUUACCUUCAAAAAUCGCUGUGAGUUCGAGUGCAGCCAAAGGGAUUAUAAGAAACUUGGGCGCACCUUGAACAUCAGGAAGGAUGGACCUUGCAACUAGACAAACUGAAAUAUACCUAAAUACUUUAGUGAUGAAUGCUGUGAGAUGGUACUUGAGAUAAUAUAAUGUGAACAACUAUCAAAAGCUAAAUACUCUUAUUAAAACAAUCUAAAAUGCUUUCUCUCGUUUAUCAGUAAUGUAUAUUAUAACCAAGAUACUCUAAACAAAUAAAGCCUGGUGUUUAUUAAUUAAACUGAAA
Drosophila mauritiana is the source of this 514-nucleotide messenger RNA. RefSeq lists its product as uncharacterized. The coding region runs from base 91 to 315 and encodes 74 amino acids. Gene Ontology annotation, molecular function: protein binding. NCBI's taxonomy places the organism in Eukaryota, Metazoa, Arthropoda, Insecta, Diptera, Drosophilidae. The transcript has 2 exons. The record is from RefSeq and is a predicted model, not a curated record.